UGUCUCUACGCCUGCAAGCAUGGUUGGAAUCUAGAAACAUCGAAUUAUCUCUGGUUCAUUCAACAAAAAUAAUUUGCGGGUUUUUAAAAAGAACGUUACAGAUGAAAAUUGUUUCGUAUUUGAUUAGAUAUUCUCUAUUCAUAUAAAAAAGAUAAAAUCAGCCACAGUAAACGAUGGGUGUCCAUCGUUGGCUGUUGGGUCCUUUCAUCUGCUUAAUUUUGGCCGUAGCCUCUGCUAGGCCUCCAGAAUGCGAAGAGCCUCCCUCGUGGUCCAUCGGAAGGCGGCAACCUCUGGUGGAAGCAAGAGGCAAGGUGACUGUUCUUGCCUUACUUCAAGCUUCCUGACGAUUCUGCUUGCAGCAGGCUUCUAGUUUGGAGUCGCUGCUAAGGCAUUUCCGAACGUAUGGUAUGAACGAUUUAGAAUUCAUGAUAGUGAAUUCUAACUUACCUCAUUCACAAGCUGUUUUACAUGAACUAGAAAACAGAGUUACAUUCAACGUGUAUCAAGAUACUGUUGAAAAGAACAUAUGGGGAUUGAUGGAAGGAGGAAAAGAUGAUAUUUAUGUUUAUGACAGAUGUGGCCGUUUAGCUUACUACAUUCCAUAUCCUUUGAGCAUCAUGAAUUCAGAUGAAGCUCUUGUAGUGUCUGCUAUUUUAGCCACUUAUUACAGAAGUCCAUGCGGCGUGACAUGCGACAAACAAAACAAUUCUUCACUUGAAGAUAUUUUAAAUGCUAAGGAGACGACUGAAGGGGACUUCUUUGCCACAACAAGCUCUUAUUCAGAAGAGCCAGCUUACGGCACUGAAAUUUUAAUUCCUACCGAUCAACCUGAAGAAAACAAUUUUACGCCUUCAAAUGAAACAGAUAUUAAUAAAAAUGACGAAUCUCUGGCGAGCAACGAUCUUCUAAAUAAAAUAAAUGACUUUGAUUAUCCAUUUUAUAACGACACAAUGGAUGAUCUCGAAUAUAAUGAAUCAAGCAUAGUAUUCAAAGAUGACUUGUACAAUAGCUUGCAAAGUGUAUUAUUCAACAAUAAUACAUUAAGCGUUCAAAUUGAAGAUUUAAAUUUGACUUUGUCUAACACUAAUUCUACGGAUGAGCUUCCAACGAACAGCACAUACGAAGAUUCUUCGAAAUCCAACGAUACUCAGAAUCAUGACUUACACCAUGACCAUAAACCAACAGUGUAUGCUAAGCCUUCUUUUCAACCACCUAAAAGAAAAUCAGACCGUUGUAUUGAAGCAGACAUUUCUGUUUGCAAGAACUGGAGCAAGAAAAGGUUGAUUAGAGCACACAACUGUUGCUCAAUCAGUGAAGAACGUCGUGAUCUUGAAAUGUGCAGGAAUUUUGGUAAGAAACGUUGCAAGAAAUUGCGCACUAUCCUCAAAUGUUGCAUCAAGACUGCAUUUAUAGAAACUCCAACAACUUCUGUAAAUGAAACAGAAUCAAUUCAAGAAAAUACUACUUCCACUAUGAGUGAUAAAAUCGAAGAAGCUGCAGUUGCAACAGCAAGUUAUGAUGUUGUUUGCUGUCGAGACCACCCAGAUGGAAAAUUAUGUAGGGUUAUAGAAUCGCCACCUUGUGGUGAAGGUGAGUACAUUGCAGAAAAUGUUGACCUGUCAGAGGUGAGAGAUUCAAAUCCAUCUAAAUGACAAAACGCUCCAUGACAAAUAGCGAAGCCCUCCCAGGGCUUCGACAAAUCAAAAAAUACAAUCGAACGUGUCUGAUGACAGUAAAUGUUCCGAUUGUAUUUUAAGUGAUUGUGAAAAACAGUUUCUUACUCAAAAUAUUUAAAUUUUAAUUGUUGUAUCGUUUAAAAGAAACUAAAUGCUUAAAUUUAUAAAAUUAGACAAAAGAAUGCCUGAUUAUAUUUUAAAUAUCAUCAUUUGAAAGUAAAUUUCAAUUUGAUCACACAUAAUUUUGAAAUAAUUGCUUUAUUUUAACAAAAUAUAUUUAUUUUUUAGGCACUUUUUGAUAAUAAUUUAUGAAAACUGAAAUAAUAAACUUAUUGUAAAUACUUCUUAUAAAAACUAAACUAAUGAACUUAUUAUUUUAGUUUUUAGUUAGAAACUUAUUUAAAUAAAUAACCCCAACCUCUAAACAGUUUAGUUUAUUUAUUUAGAAAAUGCAUUAAAAUGGAAUUUCUUUUAUUAUAAUUUCAAUUUUACAUGCUUAUUUUUUUUUUUUUUUUUCAUUUUAUAUAUAUUUUUUGAAAUGUAAAUACUUUGUGAGAAACUGUUUUAUAAUCACAAUUUUUCUCUAAAAUAGCUAAAGUUAAGAAUAUAUCAUAUGAAAACAAUGGAAAAAAUCUUGAUGGAAUUUCAUUGUUUGAUGGCUGUUUAUUCUUAAUAUAGCUAUAAAUUUGAAAUUAUUUUUUUCUACUAUUUGUAAUCCUGUAUUUAUCUAAGUACAAAAAUGUCGAGAUAAGAACUUUAGAAUUUAGAUCGAUUAUUCUUAUUUAUAUACUAAAAUAUUAAGACUGAACAAGACUUUGAGGCAUCUUAGUUUUUUUUAAUUAAAAAAAUCCUUAUAUCUGCCUUAGAAUAUAUGGGAAACAGAUGAAAUAUUUUUUAUUUCGUUUAUAUUUCAAUGAGAUGCCAUUUGCGCUUUUAAUAAUGUAAAUGACUUUGAACAUAAAGUUUUAUAACUAGUUCUAAAUUUUUCUCUGAUAAAAUACGCCUGGAUUGUGGGCAUUUUUUUUUUAAAUUCUGAACAUUUUCAGUUUGACGAAUAAUGCGGCAAAUAUUUGUUACUAAAUUUCAGUUAUUUUUACUUGUAUGAAAUUCGUUUUAUAAUAUGAUGAUACCAAUUUAAAUAAGAAGAAUUGGUAUCGGAUGAAAGCGAUAACGAAUCUCUGCAAGUGGAAUAACUGAUAUUUUAACAAUUUGUCUAUUAUUAAAUUAUUAUUCACUCCUGAAAUUCAAAAUGUUGACUAUUAUAGUUACCAAGAGAUAUCUUUUAAAUGUCCUAUUUCAUGCUAUGCAUUUGUUUCAAAGAUUGUAAGAAUAAUCUUUAAUUUUUUAUUUAAAUAAAGUAUCUUUUUAUUUUUGUUUUUA
Molecule: messenger RNA, 3056 nt
Organism: Argiope bruennichi
Lineage: Eukaryota; Metazoa; Arthropoda; Arachnida; Araneae; Araneidae
Exons: 5
Coding region: 408-1652 (414 amino acids)
Biological process (GO): selenium compound metabolic process
Cellular component (GO): extracellular region
Molecular function (GO): selenium binding
Source: RefSeq, a predicted model, not a curated record